AUGUUUGAUACUCAUGGAAUCAUUUGCAUGAUUUGGUGGUGUAUGAUGCUAUUUCAUCCCUCGCAUGCUGACAUCCAGUGUACGGGUUCAGAAGCACAAGAAUCACCUAUUACAAAUGUGAAAAUGAACUGGAGAAAAAUGGAACUGUCCUGGGAGAGCAGCAAGAAUUUCUCUAAGUACAACUGUACCAUCAUGGACAAGAACAAGGAUAACACGACCUAUCAGGUGACUAUUUCACGAUGCAGGUUUCCAGUGGAACGAUACAUUCCUCUGCACAAAGGGGUAUUCUUCAUCAUUGAAGUGCCAAACACAAACAUCUCAAAAAACUGCACCUUUAUUCGUAGAGGCAUGAAAGGGUCGGCCAUUGAAAAUUUCUCCUGUGUGAUUUAUAACAUUUCCCUCAUGAACUGCACUUGGCAGGCAGGCAGGGAUGCUCCAGGAGAUACCCACUAUUUUCUCUACUGGCAGAACUCGAUAUAUGAUGAUGCAAUGGAAUGUGAGCUUUACAUUAAAGAUGAAAAUGGCAGAAACACGGGAUGCAGAUUCCAAAAUGUGAAGAUAGCAACUGAAAAAGCUUACUUCUUGGUGAACGGGUCUAGCAAAGACGCCCUGAUCCAGUUCUAUGAUGAGUACAUUCAACUGUAUAAAAUUGAAAUACUCACUCCUCCAUUAAAUGUUGCUGUCAAUUAUACUAGAGAUUCAUCGAGUUGCGUAAUUACAUGGCAAACACCCCUUACAAGUCAUUUGCGAAAAGGAGAUUGUUUUGAGUAUGAAAUUAGCAUACGAAACAAGGAUAAACCCAAAGAAGAGGAAAACGAUCUACCUGUAAGAGUAAGGAACAACAGAUACGAAUUCCAAAAUUACAAUGAGAAAAAAAAAUACAUUCUGAAAAUCAGAGCACGUGGAAAAAACUGUGACAUAAGCCCAAACUGGGGGGAAUGGAGUGAACCCAUUGAGUUUGGUGAAGGGAAAGAUCCCUUUGUGUUUUUAUUUCUGAUAGCACUUGGAACAAUCUCAGUGAUACUGCUCCCAUAUUUUCUUUUCAAAAGGUACUGCAGUUUCAAAAGCAUAUUUUCUCCCAUUCCGCAACCAAGAGACAAAUUUAAUGCAUCAAAUGAUGAAGAUAUCCAGACAGAGUAUGUAAAGCUACCAAAAAAAAGUUGUAACGAGGAAAUAACUAUAGUUGAAGAGAUGACCUAA
Charadrius vociferus (killdeer) is the source of this 1200-nucleotide messenger RNA. RefSeq names its product granulocyte-macrophage colony-stimulating factor receptor subunit alpha-like. Lineage: Eukaryota; Metazoa; Chordata; Aves; Charadriiformes; Charadriidae. Gene Ontology annotation, cellular component: membrane; external side of plasma membrane. The record is from RefSeq and is a predicted model, not a curated record. Gene Ontology annotation, biological process: cytokine-mediated signaling pathway. Gene Ontology annotation, molecular function: cytokine receptor activity; protein binding. The transcript is spliced from 11 exons. Bases 1 to 1200 code for a protein of 399 amino acids.